AUGUCUUCAUCCCGGAUUCUUCAUGAUAGAUUCCAUUUUCCUCCUAAAAAGAAAUUUCUGUCAGUCACCUUGCAGCUAACCAUCUUCGUGUCAUCUUUUCUUCUUCUGAGUGUCUUAUCCACGAUCAGCGCACGGGAAGGAUCGUUGGCCGGUUGGGAAAGCUUUAUUAUACGGAUAUUCUUCUCUACAUUCCUUUUUUUCAGCUGCUUCAUUAGGAUAAGGAAUGGGACCCGCCGUCGCCUGAGACAUACACAACACACAGUGCAAGACUUCUUCCAUUGUCUAGGGUAUAUUCCUGCAUUUCAUUCAGAUGGGUUGAACAAUUCAUGUGAUUGUUUACAGUUGGCAAUUGUAUGCUCCUGGAUUAAACAUAAGAAUCCAAUUCUUUCUUUGGAUUGA
Messenger RNA from Capsicum annuum, 399 nucleotides. The record is from the annotation of a RefSeq genome assembly. Lineage: Eukaryota; Viridiplantae; Streptophyta; Magnoliopsida; Solanales; Solanaceae.